GCACCUCAGUCUUGUUCCCCCCGUGAACGUGGCGACAGCAAGCAGCUGCUCGAGGUCGGGAGACGUGGCAGUGGUAUAGUGGUGUGUGUCCGUUAAACGUGUGAUGGUGCAGUAAUAUAAUUAUUGAUCAGUCAUGGGCAACAAGCAGGGCCACGAGCUCUCGCCCGAGGAGAAGCAAAAGCUCAAACAGGAAAAGGAACGCGAGAAAAAGCUUGUGAAAGAGGAGAAGGAACGCAAAAAGCGAGAGAAGAAGGAAGAGAAGAAACGAAAGAAGGACAAGAAGAAGGGCAAGGACGACAGGAGCCCAGAUGGGUUAGAUGACGAGGACGCCGAGAGCGUGGGAGGAAGCUCGGCGUGGUCGGAGAAGAGCCAAGGAUCAGCCCCGGGAUCGUGGUACCAUUCAGCCUCCGAGCCCUCCUCCAAGCGAUCCUCGAUCUACCUGCCUGCCUCCGCGGGGCCCGGCUACUACCAGCAUGACUGCUGGUACUCAGGCUAUGAGGACAGCGGGUCCGAGAAAUCCAAGCCUCCUUCUCGAGCCCCGAGCGUGAAGAGUGUCAGCUCGAACCUCCGUGCUAGUUCCCUCGAACGAUACCCUCUUGGCGUCCCAAAGGGAGAACCCAUCGAGCCCAUGCACAAGGCUGGGUCGCUGGACUUGUCCUCGGUUGUUGCAGCAUCAUUUUUGCAGAAUCGGGAGAAGCUAGCUGCUGAAGCCGAAGUCGCGGCUGCUAUUGCCUCACGGUAUGACGAAACCAUUCGCACCUCGCGAGACCACCUCGAACGGACCUCUGUAGAGCGAGUGUCCUUCCUCGAAAAGGUCGUCUCGGCAGAGCGAGCCUCCCUCACGGGCCGCACGUCGCAGGCAGAGAAGGUGUCCCUCGACUCCUCGGUGUAUCAUUCCGCCGAGGAGGGAUCUUUGAGAGGCGCCAAGCGUAAGGUCUCUCUAGAGGACAAGGAGUCAGUAAAGUCCUCCGUGUACUACUCAGCAGACGAAGGGCGCGACUCGAAGCGGCAGACCGUAGACUACUCCUCAGACCGCGCUUCGCUCUCGGGUUCCAUCUACUACUCAGCGGACGAAGGCGGCUCGAUUGCGGGCUCCGUGUACUACAGCGCGACUUCCGGCUCCGAGGUCGAGGAUCACGGGGAUGAUAAUGACCUGCUGGGCAAAGAGCGCCCGAGUGCACCUGGGAAGCCUGAAGCAGUGGACCGUGAGGGCGGAAUCCUCAACAAGUUGGCUUACAUCAAGGUGGAGAAUGACGCGCUGCUGCUGCGCUGGGACGCCCCGGACACCGACGGCGGGUCGCCCAUCACAGGUUACAUCAUGGAACGCAGUGAGGGCGAGUCCGAGAUGUGGGUGCGGGUGAACUUGGUACCCAUCAAGGAUACCGAGUACCCCGUUGCCAACCUGGUGGGAGGGCGAGAAUACCGCUUCAGGGUGUUCGCCGAGAACGCAGUGGGCCUGUCGGAUCCCUCCGUUCCAUCCGAGAAUGUGAGCAUCUCCACCGACCAGGAGGCCACAGAGCCGCACUUCCUCAGGGAACUCAGGGACGUCGUGGCAGUGGCGGGCCAGCGGGUUGAGUUUUCCGUGGACAUCAUCGGUACGCCGCCCCCGGACGUGACCUGGUACAAGGACGGCUUCGAGGUGUACGACACGCAGCGGUUCCAGUUCCUGGCGGACGGUGACCGAUACAUGCUGAUUCUACGGGAGGCGAGACUCACGGACGAGGGCGACAUCAGGGUAAGAGCCACGAACCGAGUGGGCGUGGCGUCUUCCCAGGCCGCUCUCGCUGUCCAAGCACCGCCACACAUUACCUUGCCGCCGCAAUACGAGCAAGGUCUGAUCUUCGACACCGACGAACUUAUUCGACUUCGAGUUCCCUACACGGGCCGACCUCAGCCUACAGCCACGUGGACACACAACGGCAAACUAAUUGAGACCGACGAGCGCCACACGAUGGACGUGUCGGAGAAGUACGCCACGCUGAAGAUCGCCGGCGCCAACAGGAUGGACAAGGGCAUGUAUGCGCUCAAACUGGCGAAUCCGCAGGGCGAAGCGUCGACCUCAUUCUUCGUCACCGUCACGGAUCGGCCGGAUCCACCCAGCGUGCCAGUAAUCACAGACGUGACUGGCACCUCCCUCACUCUCCGGUGGGACGCGCCCGCUGAUGACGGUGGCUGCAGGAUAUCUAACUAUACUCUCGAAUACUUCAGGGUGGGCUGGGACGUGUGGCUCAAGGCUGCGUCCUCUCGAAUCACGUGGACGCAGCUCAGUGACCUGAUCGUCGGCUCGGAGUAUCGCUUCAGGGUUAAAGCCGAGAACGCGUACGGUGUGUCAGAACCCGGGCCAGAGUCCGAGCAGAUCCUCAUCGAAGACACCAAGAGUCCCACUGGGUCCUUCGAGUACGAGACCUACAAGUCCACCACGACCGUCGGAACGUCGCUGCCUCCCGACUCGACCGCACCCAGGCCAGAUGGCAGCUCGACGCUGGAGUUUGGCGGCUCAGGUGAGAGCUCUGACAUAGGUUCUUUCGGCAACACAGGGGAGUCGGCGGAACUGGCUCGCGGCCUCAGCGCAGGGAUCUCCGAAGAGGCCGAGUCCUCCUUGGGCGGAUCCAGCGGCCGAGAGCCAUCGCUCGACCUCGGAAGCUCGAGUGAAAAGGCCCCGUCGUUCGACUACGGUUCUUCGUUGGGAAAGGGACCUUCCUUCGAAGUCGGGUCGUCGAUGGAGCGCGGGCCUUCCUUCGAGGUCGGCUCCUCCGAUGAGAGAGCAUCGUCGUUUGAAGUCGGCUCUUCGAUAGAGCGCGGCUCUUCUUAUGAGCGAGAGUAUAGCAGAAGAAGGCAAGAAGCUCGCCUGGUAGGAAGCUCAACAGAACAAGCCCAGAGUGGAUAUCUAGACAGAGAUAGUUCCCUGGAAGACCAAGGGGUCAUUCGUGGAACCUAUGAAUUCGGAAGUUCACUGGAUUCAUAUGAUCAGGAAGAACUGAGGCUUAAGGGCCACCUAGAGCUCAGAGGAUCUGCGGGAGGAUCCCUGGAUCUAGGCGGUUCUACAGGGGAGUCGGUGGAAAUCGGAGGUUCUAUGGACAGUGAGGAACCUCCGAUGCCACCCCCCCGUGUGCCUCGAAGGGGAGGACGCUCUCCUGCUGUGCCGCCCACGCAAGCAGAGGAGGACGGUGGUCAGUUGGCGGCCCCGACCCCACCUCCCAGAAGCCGUCGCCCGGGGUCUAGAGCCUCUACCGUGUCAGAGUCUUCUGCUCUCGGCCUGGAAGAGGGUCAGCUGCCCAUUUACAUCUUCGGGGCGGAGGACGGGCAAGCUGUGGCUCCCACUCCGCCCCCGAGGAGUCGCCGCCCCGGCUCUAGGGCGUCGUCCACGCUUUCCGAGUCACUGGGGGUGGAAGAUCCCUUGUAUCUCCUUGGCAUGGCGGAGGGCGGGCAGGACCUGGCCCCCACCCCACCCCCAAGAAGUCGCCGUCCUGGAUCUCGAGCCUCCACGGUGUCUGACACGUCCGCCCUCGGAUGGAGCCCUACACCUCCGCGACGACGUAAGCGACCCAAGUCAGAAGCGGUAGGAGCCGAGGCCGCGUCGAUGGACUUCGAGGAGAGCUUCGAGGACUCGCCGACGGCCACCCCGCGUCGCAGGCGUCGUCAGGCAUCGCAGGCCUCCACCGAGACGUCCGAAACCCCAGUCGAGGCCAUCACCCCAACCCGCGGCACCUCCAUCGCCUCCUCCGACGUCGAGUUCGAAAGCGCCCAGGCAGCCCCAGAUAGCACACCCUCGCCUUCGACAUCUGGCGCUUCCGUGACGGCGAGGAUGGAGGCGGUGAAGGUCGCCGCGGGCGGUGAUGCCGUCCUGGUGGUUUCCCUCGAGAACAUCCAAGCGGCCAAAAUCUCCUGGCAGAAAGGAGGUCGUGAGGUGGCGGCGGGCCCUCACUACACUACGACGGAGACGCAGAAGGCGGCGCAGCUUAUCAUCCACGGAGCCUCAUCGCAAGACUCGGGCACCUACACGGCCGUUGUCACCAGACCUGAUGGCACGCAGGCCAGGGCAGCGGUGGCUCUUGAGGUAGCCUCCACUGGAUCUCAAAUCAAGGUGGAGGCGCCCAUCUUCGUCAGGACUCUCAGCGACCUGGCGGCGAAAGUGGGAACCCGCGUCCGCUUCCUGGUCGAGCUGCGGCAAGCACACGAUGUUAAGGUAUUCUGGUACCACAAUGACGUAGAAGUCACAGAGAGCCCCAAAUUCAGACUACUGCACGAAGGCAACUUUUUCUGCGUAGAUAUAUCUCCCCUGACCGUCGCUGACGAAGGACCAUGGAGAUGUGUGGCAGAGAACUCCUCGGGCCAAGCCUCGUGCAACGCUCGGCUCAGAGUCAUCGUCCCGAAGGGUUACAAGGCCCCAGUGUUCCUCGAGGAGCUGGAGGCCAUUCUGACGACCGAGGGCACGGUGAGCUUGGAGUGCAAAGUGGUGGGUGUGCCAACGCCCAUCCUCAAGUGGUACAAAGAUGGCAACGAGAUUAAGGCUGGUGAUGUGUUCGCUCUCACCGCCAACCCGAACGACCCGACUUCCCUCGGGACUUAUACCUGCGAGGCCGUUAACUGCAUGGGUCGCGCCAUUUCCUCCUCCAGGGUGCGGGUCUUGGCUAGGGACUCGCUUGGCGUCCCAUCCAGGAAAGAUCGCCGUUCUCCGACUCCAGUUGGUCCUCCACCAAAGAUCCUUGAGGAAGUACAGGACAAAAAAGUUAAGGUCGGCGAUAAGGCAAGAUUAACCUUUAGAGUGGAGACGCCGCCUGAAGUAUUAUCCGUAACGUGGUAUAACAAUGGGCACAAGAUCGAACUCAGUGACAAGUACAGAUUAAGCGACGAAGGAGGUGGGCGCUACAUGCUGGAGAUACACCCGGUAGAGCUCGGAGACGACGGCGAGUGGAAGGUCGUCGUGAAGAACGAGGGAGGAUAUGCGUCUUCUCUCGGCAAAAUCACGCUAACAGUGCCAAGAAACUACAGGGGACCGCGGUUCUUGGAGGACCUGCGAGCACUGUUGACCGAGGAGGGCCUCGUCUCCUUCGAGUGUAAAGUUGUGGGUUACCCGACUCCUAUAUUGCAAUGGUUCAAAGAUGGCCAAGAACUGAAACCUGGUGAUGUUUACCAGCUUUCAGGCACUAAUUCACUUGGCAAAUAUUCGUGCAUUGCGAAAAAUUGCAUGGGUGAGGCAAAAUCAACGGCAGAGCUUACCCUUGAAGACAUCAAGUCACACCUGAAUGAGGAGGAGAAGGAGCAACUCCUAGCAACCAACAUUCCACCUAGGUUCAUCCAGGGCCUGAAGAGCCGAGACGUUAAGAUCGGUGAUCCCAUAAGAUUAACAGUACAAGUAACAGUAACGCCAGCCCCUGAAGUGACUUGGUAUCACGAGGAUGAGAUUAUAGUUGAAUCUUCUAAGUAUCAUGUGUCUAAAGAGGAUCCUGGCAUUUUCCACUUGGAUGUAGACAAUCUGGAAGUGUCAGACCAGGGAGAAUGGAAGUGUCUGGCAAGUAACGACUAUGGCCACAGCGUCACAGCAGCCUCCGUCAAGCUGGUUAUUCCAAGACAUUACAAAAAGCCUGUGUUCCUCGAGCCCCUCCGGGCUGUACUAUCGCAAGAGGGAACUGUGAAUCUAGAGUGCAAGGUGAUUGGUGUUCCUCAGCCAGUCCUUAAAUGGUUCAAGGAUGGCACAGAGCUCAAACCGGGUGACAUCCAUAGAAUUAUUAGCGGUGAAGACGGUACCUGCUGCCUUGGGACCUAUACUUGUGAAGCUUAUAAUGUUAUGGGUUCUGCUUCAUCCUCUGCAGCUCUUCUUGGCUUCGAAGAUAAACUUAUUCAGAAGGAGAGUGACAAGAUGGCAGCUGCGAUGGCAUUAGCUGAUGCACGGGGUAUUGCAAGAAAUCCAUCUCUUUCGACCAUCAAUGAAGAACGCUCCUCGCAGAUCUCAGUUUACGAGUCGGCAGUGUCAGAGGCUUCGUGUGAGGACGAGAGGGCUGAUAUAUCUGUAAGCAUUGAUGGUAGAGAAGUAUCGCUCUCCCUCUACGAGACGCCAGAUAUAUCUGAGGCAGAGGCUAGACAAAUUGCAGAGAUUUAUGCGGAUGAAAUAUCUGAUCGUCUUUCAGCUCAAGAGGGCAAUCAAGCAGAACUGCCUCCUCUCAGAUUCACAAGAGAAACCUCUCGAAAGGGUCCACUUAUUAUGGAAGCAAUGGUUAUUGAUGUAGAAAACCAAGCUUUCGAUGAAUACAUGAGUAUGUCUGAUAUAGUUUAUGAUGAUGCACGAACAGAAGCUGAUGUGGAAGAACUGUCAGCUAUGGAAGCAGUAAUGGUAGAGGAGCGCGAAGCACUCCGUUCUGACAUUGCAGAUUUGCCUGAGAUGGAAGUAUGGAAUGAGGAACAGUUGUCUCCACAAACUGUAUCCGUGGAGGGCAUGGGUGUUGCUCAUAUCAGCGAAAAGAACAUAAUGCAAGCUGACCUGCGUUCACUUAGUGAGCAAGGUAUUAGUAUGCUGCGCACACAUGCAGAAGAAGGUCAAGUUCUUGGCAAGGGAGAAGCAGUCAUAGCGGAAGAGCCUCAUGUUAUGAGUGCCGCAGCAAAAUCUAUCAAAACUGACAAAAGUCUUUCUGCCAAGGCAGACCGUAAAGAUACCCCUGGCCUUGCUGUAGCCCAGGCUCAACAACAAGAGGUUUUAACUGGCCUUGAGAAAAUUAAGGAUGAAAAAACCGAUAGAAGACAAGCCAAGAGAUCGAUUGAGACUAGGGAAGCUAUGACGACCGAAGAACAACAACUCCUCGCUGAGACUGGUACGUUGCCUGAUGCUGCUGAGAUCGGCAUAGAAACUGAGCGAUAUCCAAGCUUUGUUACUCAUGAAGCUGUUGCUGUUAGUUCUCGUGAAGCAAUGGAACAAGCUAAAUCUUUAGACUCAGAAGAACGACCUUCUAAGAAAGUAAAGAAAGCUGCAGUUAAGAAGACUCAGAAACCAGGUGAAACUGCUGUCGUUCAGUCUCCUGAAGUAUAUGAAGGGGAAGCAAAACCGAUUUCUGAUAAACAAAUUAAAUCUGAACACGCUAAAGCAGUUCUUCAAGGGAAAGAAGGCCUCAAGGUCACCAGUGCUGAAGUCAUGGAAGAUGUAGCUAGUUUCCAAGGUCAGGUUGCUCAAGCUCAACAAGCUCAGGUGAAGGAAGCCAGUCAGCAUGAAGCUCUGGUCAUGGAAGAAGCAGAAGUAGUGAGUGGAAUGCCAAAGAGUUUGAAAGUGAAGCAACCUAAGGCACAGAAAGCAAAGGUGGUCAAAAAGACAGCAGCAGGGGUAGGUCAACAGGAAGCCCAGGAGUAUUAUACCGCUUCACAGGACCAUCCACAAUCCUCCCGAGCUGAAGAAACUGAAGCUGAUGUAAGUGAAUUCCAUUCCAUGUUAGAACCAAUGCAACAGUCUGAACACUAUGGCUAUGAACAUGUUGAGGCAUUUGAAGGAAUUACGCCAGAGCAACAAAGAGCUAUGCAGUUAGACCCAAGUUAUCGAGAAGCUGUAGCAGUUGCUAUCAGAGAAGGUUACUUCCAAGCUGAGGACCUGUCAGUCCUGAGUCCUGAGGAGACUCAAGCUCAACUUCACCAAACACUCCAUGAGGCUGUCGAAGGUUAUGAGCAAAUGGGAAUGUCUGGGGAUAUCAGGGACAUGCCUGAUUAUAUGCAAGGGGUGAGUGACAGAGCACAAAUGUUAACUGAUACCACAAGGGAAGCUGUCAUGAUUCAAGAAGCAGAUGUAGACUAUGCUAACCUCAAUGUAUUUAACAAAGAAGAUAUGUCACAAAUGCUGACUGUUGCUGAGGAGCGAAGUGGAUCUCUAGUUGAAUGUAUAGUUGUACAAGAAGCUGAUCUACAGUCUGAAGCUGCUAUUGUAUCUCAGCGGCCUGCUGCUCAUCCUGAAAGAGCUGUGGCUGGCAUUGUUGAAGGUGCAGGUGAGUCUGCCACAGUAGGUGAACCACCUUUAGUUGCAGAAAUGUCUACAGGAAAGACAACUGGAGGAAAAGUUACUGAACCAGGUGAUAAAAAACGACCAGCUGAUGAACCAGUUUCUGACGAACAAAAGAAAUUAGCUUCAUCAGCUGACAAAGAAACCGAAUCAGCAGCAAAGAAAGCCAAACUUGAUGAGAAAAAGCCACAAGAUGAAAAGGAUAUUAGUGUUGAAGCUCAAGUGGAAGGAGCAACUCUCACACCAGAGCAGAUUCAAGCUCGGAAAGAAGAGCUUUUGGCACGAAUGGAACACCUUCUCUCUGGAAAAACUGAAGGAGAACUGUACAGGACACCUAGUAGUGAGUCACUAACUACGGAAUCCUUAGAGAGUGAAGAACGUAAGCAAGUAAAGGUAAUUGAUAAGUCUUCCAAAAAGGGAACCCCUGGCCCCUCAGUGGAUGGCAAAUUGGAAGAGGACAAGGCAAAGACUGUGUCAGAAAAGGAGACAGAAAAGAAAGAAAAAACAAUGGAUGUCCAAGAUCAAGGUGAACAGCAGACUGAGAAGAAGAGAGGUCUAUCACAGGAAAAGACUGAACCUCAAAAGAGAGGUGUGUCUCAGGAAAAGACUGAGCCUCAAAAGAGAGGUCUGUCACAGGAAAAGACUGAGCCUCAAAAGAGAGGUCUGUCUCAGGAAAAGACUGAGCCCCAAAAGAGAGGCGAAUCUCAAGAGAAAAUUGUAUCACAGGAAAGAGGAGCAUCACAAGAAAAAUCUAUAACCCAGAAGAGAUCUGCUUCUCGGGAAAAGUCAGUCUCUGAAGCUGAUGCUCCAAAGGAGGAAGGUGGGUUCUUCAAAAGGCGUUUAUCAAAAAAGAGAGGGUCUUCGGCAGAAAAGACAAAGCCUGCAGAUGGUACAUUAUCUCCCAAGAGAGGGUUGUCAAAAGAAAAAUCUCCUCCUCAAAUGAGAGAUAGCUCACAAGAAAAGUCAAUACAUGAUGAAAAGUCUGGAUCACAAGACAUAAGUGAUAAGAAGGAUAAACCAGAAGAAAAGAAAAAGAAGGGCUUUAUGUCUGCAUUAACUAGUAAGGUUUCUGAAAUGAAGACUGCAAUAACAAGCAAAGUAUCAGAAAUCAAAACAGCUAAGGUAGAAGAAACCGACCAAAAAGGAGAAACUGUUGAAAAUUUGAAGUCUGAAGACAAAGUAAAUGAACAGACCGCCCAGUCCGUUGUAAAUAAAGACACAAAGGGACUUACUGUUGCAGAAGCUACUGAAAUACACAAAGAAGAGGUAGCUGUUACCAGUCAACAAGAUAUUACCAAAGAAUCCCAGAAAGCUGUCACAAGUGUAGUUUCGGACACAGAGAUGCUCACCGCCGAUCAACAGAUUGUGCAAGCUAAAGAAGACUUAACUAAGCAGAGUGCACCAGAAUCAGUAGAGGAGGAGCUAGCUAGGAAGAGAAAAGAACUUUUGUUGAAAAAACAAGAACUUUUAGCCAAACAGUUAGCUGCAAUGAAAGUUCGUGAGACAAGUGAAGAACCUACUAGUGAACUAACUUCCACUAGCGAAAUUAGUGCUGAUUCUGCAAGUGAGUUAGAGAGUGUCCUUGAAAUGAAGGAGCCUAAAAUAUCUGGAAAAAUUGCCAUUGGUCAAGUGAGUAUCUCUGUGAAAGAGGAAUCAGCAAAGUCUGAUGCUGAGAAGAAAGUAAGUCAGAUUGACAGUAAUGCUCAAGCAUAUAUAGAGAGUACCACCUCCUCUGAUGCAACUCUGUCAAUUAAGAGGAAAGAAAGGGCAAAUGAGACAGGUGAAGAAUCAGUUAACCUGAGUAUAGACCUAAGCUCACCCUCAGGCCUACAAGAAAAACUUAGUGAGAUUGAAACAUCAUUGAGGGAAGUCGAAAUGAAACUCCAAAAAGAAGGUGGCCUUGUAGAAGCUACAUCAGUAGAGGAAAUUAAUGUCUCCGAAGGUAUCGCAGAGCUGAAAGUACAGGACGGAAAGAAAGUCAGCGUAAAGAAAGGAAGCUUAAAACUGGAAGAAGGUUCGGAGGAAACUGCAGUAAGUGGGAAGAGGAGCAUAGCUACAUCUGAAGAUCUGAAAGCCAAAACACAGUCUGCAAUUAUUUCAGAGGAUGCAGAUAAAAAGACAAAUGAAGACGCAAAGAAAGCUCUCAAGGUUGAUGCAGAAACAAAGAAAGAGGCUGAGGUUGAUACGACGACCAAGAAAAAGACAGAGGUUGAUACCAAAGCAAAGAAAGAGUCUGAAGUUGAUAGCAAGACGAAAGAUGCUGAAGCUGAUACCAAGGCAAAGAAGAUGCUGAGGCCAAGGCUGAGGCUGAUACCAACUGAUACCAAGGCGAAGAAAGAUGUUGAGACCAAGAUUGAGGUUGAUACCAAGGCGAAGAAAGAGGCUGAGGCCAAGGCUGAGGCUGAUACCAAGGCGAAGAAAGAGGCUGAGGCCAAGACUGAGGCUGAUACCAAGGCAAAGAAAGAUGCUGAGGCUGAUACCAAGGCUAAGAAAGAGGCCGAGGCUGAUACCAAGGCGAAGAAAGAUGCUGAGGCUGAUACCAAGGCAAAGAAAGAUGCUGAGGCUGAUACCAAGGCAAAGAAAGAUGCUGAAGCUGAUACCAAGGCAAAGAAAGAUGCUGAGGCCAAGGCUGAGGCUGAUACCAAGGCAAAGAAAGAUGCUGAAGUUGAUACAAAGGCAAAGAAAGAUGCUGAGGCUGAUACCAAGGCAAAGAAAGAUGCUGAGGCCAAGGUUGAGGCUGAUACCAAGGCUAAGAAAGAUGCUGAGGUUGAUACCAAGGCGAAGAAAGAUGCUGAGGCUGAUACCAAGCUAAAGAAAGAUGCUGAGGCUGAUACCAAGGCAAAGAAAGAUGCUGAAGCUGAUACCAAGGCUGAGGCUGAUACCAAGGCAAAGAAAGAUGCUGAGGCCAAGGCUGAGGCUGAUACCAAGGCUAAGAAAGAGGCCGAGGCUGAUACCAAGGCGAAGAAAGAUGCUGAGGCUGAUACCAAGGCAAAGAAAGAUGCUGAAGCUGAUACCAAGGCAAAGAAAGAUGCUGAGGCCAAGGCUGAGGCUGAUACCAAGGCAAAGAAAGAUGCUGAGGCUGAUACCAAGGCAAAGAAAGAUGCUGAGGCUGAUACCAAGGCAAAGAAAGAUGCUGAGGCCAAGGUUGAGGCUGAUACCAAGGCUAAGAAAGAUGCUGAGGCUGAUACCAAGGCGAAGAAAGAUGCUGAAGCUGAUACCAAGGCAAAGAAAGAUGCUGAGGCUGAUACCAAGGCGAAGAAAGAUGCUGAAGCUGAUACCAAGGCAAAGAAAGAUGCUGAGGCUGAUACCAAGGCAAAGAAAGAUGCUGAGGCUGAUACCAAGGCAAAGAAAGAUGCUGAAGCUGAUACCAAGGCAAAGAAAGAUGCUGAGGCCAAGGCUGAGGCUGAUACCAAGGCUAAGAAAGAGGCCGAGGUUGAUACCAAGGCUAAGAAAGAGGCUGAGGCCAAGGCCGAGGCUGAUACCAAGGCUAAGAAAGAGGCCGAGGUUGAUACCAAGGCUAAGAAAGAGGCUGAGGCCAAGGCCGAGGCUGAUACCAAGGCUAAGAAAGAGGCCGAGGUUGAUACCAAGGCUAAGAAAGAGGCUGAGGCCAAGGCCGAGGUUGAUACCAAGGCAAAGAGAGGGUCUGAAGCUGAUAUCAAAGCAAAGGAAGCUGCAGAGGCUGAUACCAAAGAUGCCAGAGACGAGAAAGCUAAAUCUCCAGCAGCCAAAGAGCGGAAGAGGUCCAGCCUGAAAGAAGACGACACUAAAGCUCUAAAGGAAAGGGAAGGAGAGCAGCUCCGGAAGGAGGAUGCCAAGAAAGCCAAGUCCCCUGAGCUGAAGGAUGGAAGGAAACCCAGCAUGAAGGAUGAGGAUGGUUUAGCUGAAGAUAAAAUCCCCUCAAAGGCAAAAUCACCAGAAAAGAUAGAAAAGAAGAGAUCCAGUCUUAAAGAUGGCGAUGUGACGGCCGAUAAGGAAAUGAAAGAUAAAGAGAAAGUCAUAUCCAGUGAGGAAGCCAAGAAGGCCAAGUCUCCAGAACCCAAAGAAAGAAAAAGGUCCAGCCUUAAAGAAGGCGAUGCCAAAGCCGUUCGUGAAGCAGAAGCCAAAGUCAUCUCCAAGGAGGAAGAGAAAGUCUCUAAAGAUGAAGCGAAGAAAUCAAAAUCUCCAGAGGCUUUGGAGAGAAAGCGGUCAAGCCUAAAAGAAGUCGACACCAAGGUGGCAAGGACCAAGGAAGAGGAGAAGGCCAAAUCUCCUGAACCCAAGGAAAGGAAGCGGUCCAGCAUAAAGGAAGCAGAUGCUGCCAAAGUAAAAGAAUCCGUUUCGAAGGAAACCAAAUCACCCGAACCUCCGGCUAGGAAGAGGUCUAGUCUGAAGGACGCUGACGUUAAGGUUGCCAAAGAGGCGGCGGAUGAGCCAGGAAAAGCAAAGUCACCAGAGCCCAAACCCAGAAAGCGUUCCAGCAUCAAGGACGAGGAAAAGACGAGAGCAAAGUCUCCCGGAAAGAGAGCCAGCCUGAAGGAAAGCGAAACCGAAGCCGCCAAGCACAAGUCUCCAGAAGCACCAGAGAGAAGGAGGAAGUCGGGAGAGGCCGGAAACAGGAGGAAAUACUGA
Molecule: messenger RNA, 12580 nt
Organism: Penaeus indicus
Lineage: Eukaryota; Metazoa; Arthropoda; Malacostraca; Decapoda; Penaeidae
Product: titin homolog
Exons: 35
Coding region: 134-12580 (4148 amino acids)
Molecular function (GO): protein binding
Source: RefSeq, a predicted model, not a curated record